AUGCCUAUUUCACAGAUCGGUAUAAGCGUUUUGGGUCCUGGUUGUGCGCUACCAUCGAGAUAUAUCAAUAUAAAACCAUACAUACCCUGGAUAAUUGGAAACCUGGGUUACAGAAGAGCAAUGGGUAAAAAGAAAACUACUUCCAAUACAACGAAAAUAACAGCGAUUUCAUCUGAUGACAUCAUCAGUGAUGUUGGUUAUAUAGAUGAAGACUUCUACUUGGGGAAGUUAAACGAUUCUACUAUGAUAUUGGAACCAAAAUAUAAGAAUGUAAACGAAGUACCAUUCGGCAACUGUACGAAACUAGACUCAUUAAUUUACAGAGACGCGGGCAUUAUAAGGACAUCCAAUCGACCCGCCACUGGCAUUUACGCUGUUGAAUGCGACAGACGAUCUCCGACGAAAUUCUGGUUUGACACCGGCUUCAAAACUGAUGAUAUGGCAGACCUUAUAAAGAUUGUGCCACAUUACAAGAGAGGCGAGAAAGUACCGCCGAAGAUAUUAUUUAUAACGGAUUCCUUUGUUAAUUACGAGCAUAUUGAAACAGCUAAUUUAGUUUUUAAAUUUGAAUUCACCGCUCAAGCGACUAUUAACGUGGAGUUUUAUGGAAUUAAGAAAGGAAAACCUAAUACGUGGGCGACAAAUGAUAAGGACAGAAACUGA
Danaus chrysippus (African queen) is the source of this 663-nucleotide messenger RNA. Lineage: Eukaryota; Metazoa; Arthropoda; Insecta; Lepidoptera; Nymphalidae. The record is from the annotation of a GenBank genome assembly.